Molecule: messenger RNA, 2510 nt
Organism: Xenopus tropicalis (tropical clawed frog)
Lineage: Eukaryota; Metazoa; Chordata; Amphibia; Anura; Pipidae
Gene: frrs1
Product: ferric-chelate reductase 1
Exons: 17
Coding region: 107-2026 (639 amino acids)
Cellular component (GO): extracellular matrix; membrane
Source: RefSeq, a predicted model, not a curated record
AAUGACUUUGGCUCCAGUUCCCUGAGAUUAGUUUGCCUACCAGCGGCGAGGUGUUGGGUAAUGAGCUGAAUAGGGCAAGGUAGAAAUCGCUGUCUUUGAAUUCUUCAUGCAGGAUAGUAAGAUGAUUCCUUUGGUUAUUUUUCUCAUUUUCCUUUGCACUUGUGCAUUGACCCCAGUGACUGGGUAUCCCAGUGGUAAAGUGACUUCUGCCUGCAGAUCUAUGCGCCCUGACCAUGGUCAUGCCCCACAAGCUGAGCCCAUUCACAGUAUUAAUGUGGACAAAACCAUUUUUAACCCAGGCGAUCGCAUCAAAGUCACCUUGUCAGGAUCUCGCUUCAAUGGAUUUUUGGUUCAAGCUCGUGAUGUGGAGAACCUGGAUGGCAGUGCUGUGGGGUCAUUUGCUUUAAUUGAUGAGAGGGUUUCCCAGCUUUUGACUUGUGGUGGCAUCCAGAAUUCAGCUGUCAGUCACACCAGCAAGGAGAGAAAGCUCCAAGUGGAGUUCUUUUGGAUUGCUCCGGCCAACAGCCCAAAGCAUGUUCAGUUUCUGGCUACAGUAGUCGAAAAAUAUAAAAUCUAUUGGGUGAAGAUUGCCGGCCCUAUUAUAUCACAGCCCAACACACCACCUAUCCCAUCUAAAAAUCAUAGUAGCAUGAUACCAGUGGUACCACCAUCCCUUCAUAAACGUUUUAGCCCAGCAGGCUGUGGAAGCACCAAGUUCUGCAUCAGAAAUCCAGUCUCCUGUGACCCAGAGCAUAAUCCUAAGUGCUUCUUCCUGUCCUUCAGAAAAGAUGGCCAGUCUGUACUGGUUGAGAUGAGUGGACCAGGGCAAGGCUACAUCUCUUUUGCCUUAUCAUAUGAUCAUUGGAUGGGGGAUGAUGAUGCCUACUUGUGUGUCAAAGAAGACCAAGGAGUUCAAAUAAAUCCAGCUUACAUCAGGGGGCGAUCUCACCCUGAAGUGUCAUCUCCGGAUGUUCUAAGGGAUGUGGCAUGGCGGCUGGAAGAUGGAGUCAUUCAGUGCUCCUUUAAGAGAAACAUCCAAAUUCCCGCGUCCAAAGAGCGGUUUGACCUGGGUGGCAGUUACUACAUCUUUCUUGCUGAUGGUGAUGCAAAGGAUGGUCUCCUUCUCCGACACCAGCGACAACCGCUUAUGACAAACAGAAUGUAUAAUAUAUCUGGCUUUCCUGAAGAUGUGGGGGGCUCACGGUCCCCACUCAUAAUAAAAUUUCACGGUGCUAUGAUGUUCGUUGCAUGGAUGACUACUGUGAGCAUUGGGGUUAUUAUUGCCCGAUUCUUCAAACCAGUGUGGCCUACUUCAUCUUUGUUUGGUGAAAAAAUUUGGUUCCAGAUUCACCGCUGUCUUAUGAUUACUACAGUGAUUCUAACAGCCAUUGCUUUUGUAUUGCCCUUUAUAUACAGAGGAUACUUUAGUAAACGAGCAGGUUAUCAUCCCCAUCUGGGGGUUACUGUGAUGAUUUUGACUGUGCUCCAGCCUGUUUUGGCUGUUUUCAGACCUCCACCUCAAACACCCAGGAGAGGGAUAUUUAACUGGACUCAUUGGGCUACUGGUACUGCUGCCAGGAUUAUAGCAGUGACUGCAAUGUUCAUUGGAAUGGAUUUGCAAGCACUGGAUCUUCCUGAUCCAUGGGACACCUACACCAUGGUUGGCUUUGUACUGUGGCACGUUUUUGUAGAUCUCCUGCUUGAGGCUCAUGGUUUCUGUCUCUUAAAGAAAGAGUAUAUUUCAAAGCUGCCCUGUCACCUGCAAGCUCUACACCAGUAUGGACUAUUUAUUGGUGGAUCUAAACAGUCAGAUCCUCAAAGUGCCAAGGUUGUUUUGGUUCCCUCUGUACUGGAGGGACAUGCAGGACAUUCAGCUAAAACAAUGGAAGAGGAUCAAGUAGGAAUUUUGAACUCAUCUCCUGAUGAAGCAGAGGGCCACACCUUUAAGAAGAUUGUUCUGACAGUGUAUAUAUGUGGAAACCUUGCAUUUCUCAUAACCUUCCUAGCUGCAAUCAACCAAAUUUGAAAUCCAUGUAGGACUAUGCCCUGUAUUGCUGCCUUGGCCUGGCAAAGAGUCAGCCUUGAAUCUCAUUUUAGGUCAUUCCUGCAAGGACUCCUUCUCCUGGUGGUAAAGACUGGUAACCAGUACCUUGAAAUAACACCAGUGCGCCUCUGUAGGAUUAUUUAUAUCUCAAGGUGUGAAGUCUGAUUGCUUAGGUAAAGGAAUACCUAGUGUUAAUUAAUUAUAGAGUCAUUCUUGACUCUGUCCAUUCUGCAGAUGAAUUUUUGACAUUGCAGUGCCUUUUGGAGUCCACAGUUCAGAAUACAUUGGAGAACUUUAUUUGUUAUGCUGAGAAUAUAAACACUGGACCAAUAUAUUUCUUAUUAAGUAGGUGCCUGAAUUAUUUUUCUCAUAUCUUUAUAUAAUUUAUAUAUAUAAAUUGUGUAUUGCGCUAUUUAAACAGGACUUAAAAUGUGACCUUUUAUUAAAAGUUCUGCUUUGCAAAAUA